AUGAAUGGAAACAACAAUCAAAACAAGCUGAUGCCACCAAAUACACCAACGGGGUUGAAGUAUGAACGCGUUAUCGUCUAUAGCAUAAUCUUUCUAUUCAUAAUCGCAGGAAUGGUACUACUGUUUUACGUUAUCUACCUAACAUACCCUUCGAGCGAUAAGAUCAUCAGUAGGGAAAUAUUUUUUGAGGACGAUUCUUAUUCCAAGUCCAUUCCCAAUCUCGGAAAUGGGCACGUGGUCAUUGAUCGUAACAACUGGGGUGCACAGAAUGUACAUGGACCGUACGAGCUGACACACCCCAUACCGUACGUGCUGAUAACUCACAUAGGCGUCCACUCGGAGAACUGUCCCGAUGUGCACGUUUGCUCCAUCAAGAUGCGCACACUUCAGGAUGCAGCGAUCGCUGAGCGGAAUCUCCAGGACAUACCGAGCAAUUUUUACAUCGGUGGUGAUGGAAACGUGUAUGUUGGGCGUGGGUGGGAUACGGCUAACGCGUACGCCAACAUGUCACUGGCCGUUUGCUUUAUGGGUGACUAUGGACGAUAUGAACCAAACGAUCUUCAACUGUCGGCCCUAGAACAUCUGAUGACUUACGGAGAGAAAAAUGAUCUUUUCACGAAAGAUUACAAAAUUGUUGCACACUCCCAGACACGAGCAACACGGAGUCCCGGUAUAAAACUGUACGAAAAGAUAACGAAACUGUCCAGAUGGUAUCCAUGCGGACAAGCCGGUUAUGAAAAGUGUGGCGUAGAGAUCGGUCUACCGGCCGUUUGGGCUCAAGAAUAUCAGAAAACCACUACAGCGACAAAACCUCCCAACAGUAAUAACACGCAAACUAUUUAG
Molecule: messenger RNA, 843 nt
Organism: Anopheles moucheti
Lineage: Eukaryota; Metazoa; Arthropoda; Insecta; Diptera; Culicidae
Product: peptidoglycan-recognition protein LA-like
Exons: 5
Coding region: 1-843 (280 amino acids)
Biological process (GO): peptidoglycan catabolic process
Molecular function (GO): N-acetylmuramoyl-L-alanine amidase activity; zinc ion binding
Source: RefSeq, a predicted model, not a curated record